AUGCUGACAGUAUCAUUACAAACAGAACUCUUUCUUGCUUGUGCCUUCUUAGCCUCUGCAGCAGGAGGUACAAGUAAGAUGACAACGACUGUGACCAAUGUUUCCAUAUCACUUGUAUUUUUCGCACUUUUUUCAUGGAUUGCCUAUUGGUUUCGAUUGGUGCUUUAUGUGAAAGCAAAAACGACAAAACCUGCCAUAGCCUUUUAUGUUUUUCUUUCAAUGCUGUCCAUUGCUGUUGGCAUUCUUGUUCCUACAAUAGUGACGUCUCAACAAUCAUUGCAACAAGUGAUCGAAUUCUUUACGUACUACCUUUUGGCACUCUCUUUGCUGACUUUGAUUUUAUUUGUGGUCUGCUCGGUGUGGAUUUAUUGGGCCAUGAAAAAGGUGUCUGAUGUCAAUAUGUUGAACACAUCCUUCGUAAGAUUUGUCAUUUAUUCCUCAAUUUCAAUCCUCAUUUUCUCCACUGCCUAUUUGAUUAUUACUCAAGUUUCUAAUGGAUUUUUCAUUGCAAUCAUUUCUGGCAUAUUUAGUGUGGUUAUUCAUGUGACCUUGGCCUCUAUCACUUUAGGACUCACUUACAUGGAAUUUGACAAGGAAGAUUUUAUGAAAUUUUAUUCUUGUUGUUUCAAAUCGACAAAAUCGACAGGUCACCAAUCAACAUUUGUCGCCAACAACACCUCUGUCAACAAUAGGACCACCACAAAUGAAUCACAACAAUUAAUGAAUUCAAACGAAGAUGUUGUUGGGGGUUUCGCUAAGCCAAUCACGUAUUAUUCCAAAAUGGACGAAUAG
Molecule: messenger RNA, 792 nt
Organism: Naegleria fowleri
Lineage: Eukaryota; Heterolobosea; Eutetramitea; Acrasida; Naegleriidae
Exons: 2
Coding region: 1-792 (263 amino acids)
Source: RefSeq, a predicted model, not a curated record